UUAUCGCAUCAUCUGUUAAAUGACGUGAAUUAAUUAAUCCAAUUUUGGGGGCAGAAAGCUGCUGGACUUCAUUAGCGAUGAAGGAUACAGCUGAAUAAUGAUACAGCUUUUGUCAAGGAAUAACAAUGUUUUGGCUAAGAAGUCGAAAAGUUAAUUUGCUUGAUUUAAACAAUAUGACAGAAAAAACUUUAGUCAACCGCCUGGAAGGAUUUAUAGAAAAGGCCAAUACAGUGAAAGGUGAAGAAGCUGUCAAACUUAUACAACAGGUUUUAGAUCACCCAGGGAUAUUUGUAUUUGGAGAACUCCUUGAUUCACCCAACAUCCAACAGCUGGAACAUGAUGAACAAACAGCCCCUUAUUUUCGACUCUUUAACCUUUUUGCUUAUGGAACAUAUAAUGAUUACAAAGAACAAAAAGAUAAACUACCAGAGAUAACAAAUUUUCAAUUGCUUAAAUUACGACAUCUUACACUGGUAUCUAUAGCAACUAAACAGAAAUGCAUUCCAUAUACUCUGUUAUCUAAGGAAUUAGAUCUUCCUAAUUUAAGAGACUUGGAGGACUUAAUUAUUGAAGCUAUUUAUGCUGGCAUCAUCAAAGGGAAGUUAGAUCAAAAAAAUAAACAACUUGAAGUAGAUUAUGCUAUUGGGCGAGAUAUUCGUUCAGAAGCUAUUCCAGAAAUUAUUUCUGUUUUACAAGAAUGGUGUAACAGUUGUGAUGCUGUGCUGAAGGGAAUUGAAACACAAAUAGUCAAAGCCAAUAAACUUAAGGAGAAGAAAUUAAAGACAAAACUCCAAAUUGAAAAUGAAGUUGCAAAUGUUAAAAAAUCUCUAAAAAGUACUCAACAAGAUCUUGAUGAGCAGAUGGUCACUGAUUCACGGGAAGUUCCUGUAUCAGGGGAGAAGGGAGGGAAAAAGUUAACAAAAAUUAAAGGAAAGCGGCAUAACUAAGGAACAAAAACAUCACGUCUCCUUUGAUACAUUGAAUUUUUAUUACAUAAUGACUCAUAUUGAAGAAGAAAUAUUUUGUGUUGAAAUUUUUUAUUACCCUGUAAUAAAGCAAUCUUUUUGUUCUAUUGUUGGAAUAAAUUGACAUAUACUUGAA
Messenger RNA from Octopus sinensis (East Asian common octopus), 1101 nucleotides. RefSeq names its product COP9 signalosome complex subunit 7b. Gene Ontology annotation, cellular component: COP9 signalosome. Gene Ontology annotation, biological process: COP9 signalosome assembly. The transcript is spliced from 9 exons. The record is from RefSeq and is a predicted model, not a curated record. Lineage: Eukaryota; Metazoa; Mollusca; Cephalopoda; Octopoda; Octopodidae. Bases 126 to 947 code for a protein of 273 amino acids.